CCUGAAAUGCCCACAAAUCAACAGAAUGUCGCCCAUGCCGUUACAUUAAGCGCAUCGGGCCUCUUCGGCUGCUCACCCGUCGUGUCCGUGGCGCUAUCGAUGGAGUUCCAGUCCCUCAACGCGUACUACAUUGCCUGUAAUCAUGGGGGCGUCACGCAUAGUGGAUGGAGGCAACCUCCCUAUGCGCAUGCGUCAUUCACGAGUGCGAGAAAAGUACGCAUACCUCGCGGUGGGCCUCUUUCGUCCUGUAAAUUUUGCGCCUCUUUCGUUGGGGAACGCAGGGCGGGUUUCCAAAUGGAGGAUGAGUAUGAGGACGACUUUGAGGAUGACUUUGAGGACGAGGAAGAGGCGGUCCAGCUGCCACCCAAACAGACACAACCACAAGCCGCCCCGCCAGCCCUCCACUCCCUCGCCAGGCCUCCCCACUUGGCAGCCGCAUUCACCAGACCGGCAGCAGCCAGCAGAUCUCAGGCUCCAGUGGAAGUACAAGCCCCUGUUCAGACCAUCAGCAGGCCAAGGACGCCGCCAUUCAUCAUGUAAGAGGCAGCGAAGAAACCAACAUUUAGUGUAAUGAAUGCAGCCCAGCCAGAGGGGAGAGGCUCAUCUAUCUGGAAUCUAUCAUCUAUUUAUCUCAUCUCAUCUAGCUGUCAAGGCAGAUAGACGCCAUCCGACUAUGUAUGUAUCGCUCGCUGCUGUCAUGUAUGUGUUGUGUGUCCAGGCCCCUGGCGGAGUCCCCCCUUCCAGCCUUCAGAGGUAGGUUGGUGAAUGAGUCAGUGGGUGGGGCAGCAUGAGCACUAUAGCACGGGCAGUCAGCCAGGAAGGAAGCCAGUCGACGACGUGGAGUUGGCAUGCAUGUGUGCAGUUACUGCCGUGCCGACGAGCGCCACUGGCACGCACCGGUUGAACGACCUCAAGAAAGCUGGUACCAGCCAGGCAGGCAGGCUGGGGUGGGUGGGUGAGGGAAUGGACUAGAUUCAUCAUUGACCGACUGAGGAGAGUGCUUGUUGUUGGUUGUUGUUGUUGUUGUUGUCGUCAGGUGUGUUAUCUCGUUGGCAGGUGGAGUCGUUCUCUUCCUACUCCACACUGCCGCAGACUCGCCUGCACCUCCUCAAGACUGGUAUGUAUGUAUGUAUGUAUGUAUCUGAAGAGCUGCGUAGCCUGACGGCAGCCAGAUACCAACACACACACGCCAGGCGAAACAAAGAUGAGCCCAGCCCAUUCACUAACUAACUACGUGCACUGCACUGAGCCGCACUCUACUGUUUUUCUGUCUGUGUGUGUGUCCGGAUGCUGCGUGCAGGCAGCGGUCGAUACGCUUUCACGCGGUCGGCGCCAUGCCAGUUGCGGGAGGAUGAUCAAGAGGUGGGCAGACACACACGUCCACCAACUGGACAUACAUACAGCUGAGGGAGAAUCAAUCGGUGGGAGCUUUGUGGUGAGCGUGUGUGUGUCAGGUUGGUGUUCAGACAGAGCCGUGUGACCGCAGGCACGCAUCGUGUCAGUGCCCCGCCCUUGGAGCUGGCGCCGGCGAUGCAGGCGACACGCCGAUGCUCACCGGCGGACAGACAGUGCCGCCCACAAGGUAUGCCGGGGGGUUAGCUAGCGCCAUGAUAGAUCCGCAGACAGAUACAUAGAUACGUACGCAGUCAAGGGUCUUGGUAAUGAGACAGGCAGACAGACAACUGCUCUGCUGUUCUUCGCUGCACACCGGACCUUACCUACCUUGCCGUGCUGUCUGUGAUUUUGAUUGAUUCAGGCUCGUGUCGUUUCUGAAGCGGGCACUACCGCUCAUGGAGGUAUCACUGCAAGACGUCACAGGAAGGGUACGCACGCACACCCUUCUUGCUUCAAAUGGACACACCACACCCCUGUAAUCGCAUCAACGCGCUGCUUCCUCAUUCAUUGGUCCCUGCUUGCCUCACUCACUCAGGUCAGUUCUCGUGAGGCGGCAGAUGUGUCCAAGUCCCCAGCGCCAGGCCCACCGUCGCAACACCCACCAGCUAACAGUAGCGGCCCAUCGCGGCGGUACGCCCUGCCGCGUGAGCUGCUGGAUGGCCUCUACAAAGCCGCCCCGGGUGCAGCCCCAGGGUCAACCUGGCAACUCGUGCAAGUAGCCCCAGACCACGAUGCGGCCACCGGCGGCGGCCACAAGGGGGGCGCAUCCUCCACGGCUAACAGGUGUCGUAGGGCACUGGAGUGGGAGCCUCUCACGCACAGAGUCGAGGCCGACACGACUGGAGGCGCUGCACCAGCCACCCCUUCGGCCGACGACACCGUGCCGUUUCGAUCUGGUCGCACCCUCUACGCCCUCUUCUCCCCCUCACAAGUUGGGUGGCCGUCCAGCAGCGGGCAGCGGAGGUCUGCGCCAGCACCUCCCUCCAAGGCAGACGGGGGGAAUACUGACGCUGCGCGGCGACGACAGGAAAUAUUCGCCACAGUCAAGGUAAGUCGGUGGGUUGAUAUGCCUGCAUUCACGGACUCACAGAUACAUACUACACUGCUCAGAGCAAUGUGGCCCGGUCCCCUUGCCUUGCAUGUGUGUGCAUUUCAGACGAUCGCUGCCGUGUUUACAAUGUGUGACAGUCGACAUGCUCGCCAAGAACGGGACUCCUGCAUCGAUGAGCACCCUACCGGGUCAGUUUAGUUCACCUCACAAGGGAGUCUGUUGGGGGAUCGGAAACCUUCUCAAUUCACUCACUCAUGCGGUGUCUGCGUGUGUGGGGGGUGUGAUUUGAUGUCUUGCUGGUUUGAUGUGUGCAGGUAUCUGUACUCGACUGGUCGUGUGGUAUGCGUCGCCCAUCUGUGUGGCCAGCGUACCAGCGUGCUGGUGGGCGGCACCGACUGUGGGACACUUGUCUGUUGGAACACCAAGGAGAUGGGACACAGUGCCACACGUCCAGACGGGGGCGGCAGCAGCUCCAGUUCGCCCGCCUGGACGAGAGAGGAAUCCUGGGUGGGCCCCUGCUUCACCACAGGGGACCUGCUCUUCUCGCCGCAGCCCGCCUCCUUCGCCGCAGGUGUCGCCCCCGAAGAGCUAGAUUACGUUGGAGGCACUGACACUCUCGCACUUGGCCUUCACCCCUUUCCAAUUGUAAGCCAGGGAGCGAGGCGAGAGGGGGAAACGGAGAGAGAGAGAGAGAGAGAGAUGGAUACGUACCUUGAGAGGGCUGUGCACUCACUGGUGCCGGCUGGCUCUUUGGUGUGUGCCGUGCCGUCACUUGUGUGUCAGGCAUCUGUCAGGACCUCUGCAUCGGACGCUGGAGACGGUGGGUGGCACCGCACCCAUGUAUCCCGUCCGCUCUCUCUCUAUAUGUCUGUCUGUAUGUAUAUGUGCGUCAUGUCAGGUGUGUUGUUUGCGGUGGAUACGGGUGGUGGCAUGACGCAGUGGCGAUUGGUGGAGUCGGAGGCUCAUGGUGAGGGCAGUGCAGCCACCCGGCUGGUCUUCCUGGGGCACGAACAGGUGCCUUCACCCCCGAACGUCGCACUCAAGAGGAGGCUGGUGGACGACACACUCGACGACCACGGCAACGCGAGUGCAGCUCUCACAUGUCAGGCGGGUCAGGGUAAGCACACGUCACGUCACAUCACAUCACUCUCUCACUCACUCACCACGGGGCGGACAGGACAGCCUAGUGAUAGUGUCGAUGGAUCCCCUGAUGCUCUUCCCUCUCUGCCUGUCUGCCUGUCUGCCUGUCUGCCUGUCUGUCUGUCUGUCUGUCAGAUGUGGCCAGUGCUUUUGCUGACGUGCAGGACAUUGCCAUACCGCCGGGGCAAACCAACCGGUAGGCAUGCAAUCCAGGGAGGGGAGGCAUAAAGACAGACGGCGGAGAAAGAGUAGAGUUUCCUUCCUCCGAUUGGUUUCCCAUUCAUUCCUGAUGUUUGCAGGUGUGUGGUGUUGGUCCAUGGUGAGCUUGUGCAGCUGGACCGCACUUCAUCCCUCGCCAAAACCAUCGCACCCGCAUGGAUACACACACCGGCAUUCAAACAAGGACACUCGGUCAGACACAGACAGACAGACAGACAGACAGGGAGGGAGGGACCAUGCCCUCCCUGAGGGGUCUGAAUGCCUGCCUGUGUUUGUUUGUCUGUUUGUUUGUCUGUCUGUCUGUGUGUCUGGGAAUGUUCGUUCAGGCCAUCUGUAGCGUGUCGUUUCAUCCCCGUCAUUCAUCACUUGUCCUCGCCCUCUCUGCCAGCCAAGAGAUCAUGUAAUGUAGGCCGGACGGCACGGCCGACCCGACAGCCAGCCAGCACCAUCCACCAUGCAUCCAUCGUUAACGCAGUGUUGUUGCUAUUUAUUGUUGUCUCUCCUGCCUGCCUGCCUGCCUCUCUCAGGUUGUUUGAUGUGAAUUUGGGUGGUGUGCUGUGGCGAUCACCAUCAUUCAGCACACCUCGACCACAGAGGGACGACACCACUCAAGCGGACUCGGGUGCCAUCCAAUGGUAGGUGGAUGACUCACUCACCUGGACAGAAAGGAGUCAGAUUGGCUAUCGAUCUGCGUUGCGUAUUCAUCAUCUCUCCCUCCCUCCCUCCCUCCCUCCAUGUGUCGCACAAUCCAUCCAUGCAUGUUUAUCUGUAUGUCUGUAUGUCUGUCAGGAGCGAUGAGCAUCCGGCGGGUUUCUGUGUGCUGUGGGGACAAAGGCUCGAUGUCUGGCAGCUGCAACAAGACCAAACGGUCAGCCAGCCAGCCAGCAGGGAAAGGUUUCUAUGUUCUGUGUGUGGCAUGUGUGUGUGUUGGCAUGCAAUGCAGCGGCCUGUGGGCAGCAUUGACCUGAGGAGUCUUUGUGAGGACCAAGACAUGGCACAUCUCGCCCAUAGGAGGAGCAUCCUCACACUCAUGUAUGUAUGUACACACCGGCCGACACGACACGGCUGCCUGACUGACAUGACACCUGCGGCUCUGUGUGUGUAUGCUGUGCUAUGGGUACGCAUCUGUGUGUGGGUGGGUGCAGUGGUAGUGCUGGCUUGGUAGGCCUCUCCCACGCCAUCCUUCAAAUCGACCUGAGGUAAGCCAAGCCUGCUUCUACCUAUCCCCUGCUCGCCUGCACACCUGCAUGCCGCAUGCACCUGGUCAAUUAUUUGUUUUACUGGCUGCCCGUGUUGCAGGCGCUUCUUGGCCGAUGGCCGGGAGCAGCAACCGCAGUGGUUGUACAGACUUCUUGCAUGAGAGAACAUAUAUGGCACACCUGCUCGCCGCUCAUGUAAAUCUCUCUGUA
Molecule: messenger RNA, 5214 nt
Organism: Vitrella brassicaformis
Lineage: Eukaryota; Vitrellaceae
Source: the annotation of a GenBank genome assembly